GUAACUUCGAAAAGUGUCCGGGUAACUAAACGCUGUGGUCUACGCUUCCCAUCAUGAGGUCGACGUUUUGUGUUUUUUAGUUUAUUUAAUAAUAAAGUUAGGUCAUCGUGUGUUACUAGAUUAUUCUAACUCACGGGUGGAACAAAAAAAAGACAAUGUUCCGAACAAAGGUAGACUUUCUGCAGAGGUUUAUACGGUGUAAACACACGUCUGGAAGGCCAUUCUGCUCCAGACUUGUUUUAGGUAUUGAGACAAGCUGCGACGAAACAGGAGCUGCUGUGUUAGACGAAACCGGUUCUAUACUGGGCGAGUGUCUGCAUUCACAGAAAGAAGAACAUCUGAGGUAGGUUUCAGAGUGCAGAGCUACGGUUCCUUCAGUUCUAGGGUUUUUGUCAGGACAUGAAAAAGUCCUCAAGUGUAAUGUAAAAACGUGUUUGGAAACGGGUGAAAUGUUAAAGGUCAUGACAAGAAUGGCUACUUAAGAAGAGUGUCAGGAGGAGAAAUCAUCCUCUCAGAAGGUCAGCUCAGGUCCAUCAAGUUUCACCAGAUCAAAGCUUUCCUGGGAGACCAAGGGGAGAUGUUUACCCAUAAUGCACAGCAGCACAAACAGCUGAUCCCAACCGUCCUCAUUGUGAUGGAGGUUCUGCUGGAUCGGCGGCUGGACCCAGGACGGGUGGGAUCAUCCCCACAGUAGCACAGCAGCUCCACAGAGACAACAUAGAGCGUGUGGUCUGGGAGACGUUGGAGAAGAGCGGCGUGACCCCGAGCCAGCUUUCUGCCGUGGCCACCACCGUAAAGCCGGGCUUGGCCCUGAGCCUGAGCGUUGGUCUGGAGUUCAGUCUAAGGUUUGUGAGACAGCAUAACAGACUCUUCAUCCCUAUCCACCACAUGGAGGCCCACGCUCUGACCGUCAGGAUGCUCCACCCUCUUUCCUUCCCCUUUCUGGUGCUGCUCGUUUCUGGAGGCCACUCGCUUCUCGCUGUGGCUCAGGGAGUUGAUGACUUCCUGCUGUUGGGUCAUGCAUUGGAUGAAGCUCCGGGGGAUACGCUUGAUAAAGUGGCGAGACGUCUGUCCCUCAGCAAACACCCACAGUGCUGCACACUGAGUGGAGGACAAGCUAUCGAGCUUCUGGCUAAAGAUGGAGACAGGAAGAGGUUUUAUUUCACGACCCCUAUGGGUAAAACUCCUGACUGCUGCUUUUCUUUUGCUGGACUCAGGAACCAGAUUACGAUGACUAUAAAGAAAAAGGAGGCAGAGGAAGGUGUAGGAGAAGGAACGUUGCUGUCGUGUGUCAACGAUCUAGCAGCAGCCGCUCAACACACCGUCGCCUCGCAUCUUGCAGAGCGUACACAUCGCGCCAUCCUGUUCUGUAAGGCUAACAGCCUGCUGCCAGCAGAUAAUCCCACUCUGGUGGUGUCUGGAGGAGUUGCCAGUAACCGGUACAUCCGAAAGGUUCUGGCGAUCAUCACCGAGUGGACCGGACUCAGUCUGCUCUGUCCUCCUGGUAAACUGUGCACUGAUAACGGUGUGAUGGUUGCAUGGAAUGGUGUUGAGCGUCUGAGGGAAGGGAGAGGGAUUCUGCUGCCAAACCAGGACGUCCGCUAUGAGCCAAAGGCACCUCUGGGUGUUGACAUCUCAGCAGAGGUGAGGGCAGCUGCCAUCAGACUCCCACGAGUCAGGAUGAAGAUCCAAAAUAACAUUUAGAAACACAAAAUAAUUAGUAAAUAACCCAUUGUACUGAUAUUUAUUAAUAAAUGUAUUUUUGAACAGA
Molecule: messenger RNA, 1771 nt
Organism: Nothobranchius furzeri (turquoise killifish)
Lineage: Eukaryota; Metazoa; Chordata; Actinopteri; Cyprinodontiformes; Nothobranchiidae
Gene: osgepl1
Product: O-sialoglycoprotein endopeptidase-like 1
Biological process (GO): tRNA threonylcarbamoyladenosine modification
Cellular component (GO): mitochondrion
Source: RefSeq, a predicted model, not a curated record